This is a messenger RNA of Pisolithus orientalis, 1091 nucleotides long. Its product is annotated as peroxisomal membrane protein 4. The record is from RefSeq and is a predicted model, not a curated record. The transcript is spliced from 3 exons. NCBI's taxonomy places the organism in Eukaryota, Fungi, Basidiomycota, Agaricomycetes, Boletales, Pisolithaceae. Gene Ontology annotation, cellular component: peroxisomal membrane. The coding region runs from base 92 to 724 and encodes 210 amino acids.
UGGAGAGCCACGGCAAAAGUGCACCGGAUCCGGCACUGAUGCGACUGAAGUCUGAAGGAGAGCCAGUGACUUCUUCUACUGCCUCUGUACCAUGUCUACUGUUGAUACAUGGUUGCUAAACCCUGCGUUCCAUGACUAUCUCGCCAUCCUUAAGGGUGCUCGAAAUGGAUUCAUCUACGGUGUAAAAGUCAGGUUCCCGCACGCUUUAGUUAUGUCGGUGCUGUUUGGGCGUGGCGACUGGAUAACACGUCUACGGGCGAUCCUACGAGCGACGAAGGAACAUGGUUUCAAUUUGGCGAAGUUCGUCUCACUGUACAAGACUAUUCUUUUAUUACAACGCAAGGCCAACGGAGGAAAGGAACGUGGUUGCGAUACAUUCAUCGCCGGAUUGAUUGGCGGGUACGUUGUCUUCGGAAACAGGAGCGCCGUAAAUGAGCAGAUCGUUCUUUAUGUCGUUUCGAGAGUACUGGCAUCUUUCCUCCCGCGUGCAAGGACCAACAACCCUACUUCAUCCGCGUCGGCUACAGGCGCAGCUGUCCGACCCAUGCCCCCAGACGCCCAAUACUUCUCGGUUUUUGCAGCGCUAUCCUGGGGCGCCGUUAUGUGGCUUUUUAAGCACCGGGGCGAGACUAUCCAACCAGGGAUGUUCAACUCCAUGACCUAUUUAUACCGAGACUCUGAGGUCUGGACUGACUUAAGGACGUUACUGUGGUACAACAAGUGACCCAUAUCCAUGGGUAAUCGCUAUGUUUGUUGAUGUCUAGAGAUACUUUAUGUGAUCCUCAGGUUACCUGUCUACUCGAUGGAAGAUAUCCUAUGGUCCUUGCAAUGCGACGGCAUUUAUACUCGGAUUGCAGGCUUGAGUCCACGGAACAAGCAAUUAUGAAAUGGACACACCUCGAGCAUCUCGGUUGCCGCUAUACAAGCUUUCCUGCACGUUUGACAGGAUGAAAGUUGAUCUACUAACGUUCGCAUCUCUGCUGCUAUAUCGCUAGCUAGAGGGACGGAAGGAUUAGGAUUAGGAUUAGAUCUCCAUCUCGACAGGAGAACCUUCACGGCUGCACUCACCUGCCUCUAUCUUCGGAACAAGC